Symbiodinium natans is the source of this 2130-nucleotide messenger RNA. The record is from the annotation of a GenBank genome assembly. Lineage: Eukaryota; Dinophyceae; Suessiales; Symbiodiniaceae.
AUGAGCGGAGGCCAUUUGAGCAAGGAGUUCUUUGAGCUCGUGAAGAGCAUUGGCGAGUCCAGAUCGAAACAAGAGGAAGACAAAAUCAUCGUGGGCGAGAUCGCUAUCUUGAAGCAGCACCUCAGUGCGCCGAACAUAACAGCGAAGAAAAUGAAGGAGUACAUGAUUCGGGCAGUGUAUGCAGAAAUGCUCGGGCAUGAUGCGUCCUUCGCCUACAUUCAUGCUGUGAAGCUGACCCACGAGAAGAACCUCUUUGCCAAAAGGAUAGGCUACUUGACGUGCAAUCUUUUUCUUCACAGAGAUCACGAGCUCAUGUUGCUGCUCAUCAAUACGAUGCAGCGAGACCUGGGAAGCGCAAACCACAUUGAGGUGUGUUCCGCCUUGACUUCAGUCUGCCGGCUUGUAAACUUGGAGAUGAUCCCCGCAAUCUCUCCGCUUGUCUUCAAGUUGCUUUCUCACCCUCAAGAGGCUGUGAGGAAAAAGGCGGUCGUAGCAGUGCACAAGUUCUUCAAGAUUGUUCCAGAAACUGUCUUAGACCAGAAGGAUCAGAUACGCAAAGUGCUGUGUGAUCCCGAUCCUUCAGUCAUGGGGGCAUCUCUCCAUGUUCUUUGUGAGGUUGCAAAAGCGCAUCCAGCUUCAUGUAAAGACUUGGUGCCCUCAUUCGUCAGCAUCCUGAAGCAAAUCACUGAACAUCGGCUUCCCCGAGAUUUCGACUACCAUCGGAUGCCAGCGCCAUGGCUGCAGGUCAAGCUUCUGUCCAUUCUGAGCAUUCUCGGCACAGCUGACAAAGCCAACUCCGAACACAUGUACGAGAUCCUGCAGGAAUGCAUGCGACGUGCUGACAGCGGGGUCAAUGUUGGUUAUGCCAUCAUCUACGAAUGCGUGAAGUGCAUCACCAAGAUCUUUCCAGAUCAUGGCCUCCUUGAACUCGCAGCUUCGAACAUAUCAAGGUUCAUCUCGAGUGAGAACCACAACCUGCGAUAUUUGGGUGUGACCGGACUUGCCCAGAUCGUGCAAGUCAAUCCGGCGUAUGCUGCCGAGCACCAGAUGGUUGUCGUGGACUGUUUAGAGGACCCAGACGAGACGUUGAAAAGAAAGACCUUGGACUUGUUGUUCAGGAUGACAAACCCCCAGAAUGUGGUCGUAGUGGUGGACAAACUGAACUUCCACCUUCGGACCAGUGUGGACGCUCAUCUUCGCAGGGACCUGGUGCAGAAAAUAACUUCGCUGGCCGAGCGGUUUGCGCCGGACAAUGAGUGGUACGUCAACACAAUGAACACUGUGUUUGAGUUGAGCGGAGAGCUGGUCCCUGCAGAGACAGCCUACAACCUGAUGCGUUUGGUGGCAGAGGGAGCCGGGGAGGAUGAGUCAGCUGACCAAGCCUUCCGUGUUUUCGCAGUGAACACAUACUUAAAGCUGCUGGAGAAGUCCACGUUGUCAGACAUUCUCGUGCAGGUGAUUGCUUGGGUACUCGGUGAAUAUGCCCGACUUGCAAGUGUGGACGGCUACACCAUAGAAGAUAUCGCUGACCUGCUUUCUGAAUGCAUCGAGCGACCGUUCGAAGAUCCAGCCACUAGAGGUUUCCUUGUCACAGCUCUCAUGAAGCUGAUUGGCCAACAUGGGGUCAAGAGCACGACCGCGGAGGACAUCAUUCGAAGUUACCGCUCUUCGCGAAUGACGGACCUGCAGCAGCGCUGCUACGAGUUUGAGCAGCUGCGUCAAUCACCCGCAGUGAUGCGAAAGGUUUUGCCAUAUGAUGCCUCUUGUGAAGACAUCGUUGUGAACAAGGACUUAAGUUUCCUCGACUCCUUCGUCCGACGAAAGCUGGACGAAGGUGCGAAGCCGUACCAGAGCGCGGUUGAGCGAGCGCGAGAGCAGGAGGGCCUUGCUCCGAAGGUUGAAGCUGAGCUCAAGCCAUCGCUUAACUUCAUGCCGUAUGAGGCUCCCACCAAACCGCAGCCAUCUCCUGUGCAAGACGCUGUUGGCGACGCAGGUAGCACAUACAGCACAGAGGCGGCUGUCCCGAAGGGGCUAAAUGUCUCUGGACCCAGGAAGUGGGGUCCAAGUGGCUACAAUCAGCCUGGUGGCAAGCCGGAUAUCCCUCAGGCUCCAGCGUUGGAUCUUUGUUGA